This is a messenger RNA of Penicillium verhagenii, 2304 nucleotides long. RefSeq lists its product as uncharacterized. Bases 1 to 2304 code for a protein of 767 amino acids. NCBI's taxonomy places the organism in Eukaryota, Fungi, Ascomycota, Eurotiomycetes, Eurotiales, Aspergillaceae. The transcript has 2 exons. The record is from RefSeq and is a predicted model, not a curated record.
AUGACGUUCCUCGUUUGCCCGCGUUGGCGAAGAGAGCGCUCUGCUUCGCCGUCAGGUGCUUACCCCUACGAGCAAGUUCAAUCGGAGGUCCGACUCCCUCAACGUCACAUGCAGGGUCAAGAAAGCUUCUCUCACAGACUUCGACGUCGACUUUCUCGAGAUUCGAAGAGCUUAAGCGAUAUUCGAGAAUAUAAGAGAUUUUUGCUUCCUUUCUCGCGAAAAUCAUCAAGAUCCGCGUUCUCGAAGCCAAACCUAGACCCGACGGACCUAGGGUAUUACGGAAACAGCUUGACCAGUGAACGAGGGUACGACAGUGAUGCGCAGUAUAUUACAACACCAAGACAUGAUCCAUUAGGAAGAUUUCCUGCUAGUCGAGGAUUCCGGCGACCGGAGCUGAGCGAUUUGAUUGAACAGAGUCAAGAGCGCUCGGAGGCUGAACGAUGGGCUGUUUCCAACGGCCAGACAGUCACCGACUCGCAAGAAUCUGCUUUUGGCAUGCAUUUUAUUCCAACACCACCCGGCAGCUUGAGAGGUCCUCCGAGUACCUUCCACACAGCUCGUGAUACCGAUGAAUCCAAAUACCAGCCAUCAACCCCCUCGCCUCUUAGGCUUGAGCGGUCCCAAGGAAGCUCUGGCAUGAAAAUGAAAUUUGGAAGAUCCUUACCAUCUUUGUCUUCAAUCAACGAGCCUGGGACUAAAGAUUUUGAACAAUCACCUGUUCUCAAUGUCCCUGAAAACUCCAGCGGUCGGGAUCUCAUGUCGGACUGGAAACAGUUUAUGAAAACAGGCCUAGACAAAUAUGGAAUGGGGUCUUCAGGGUCAAUACCCACUCCAUCAGCAGAUCUCGUGGUGCCCAAAACGAGACGGCCUUCUAACUCAGCCAGGUCAUUUACUGACCCUCAUUCACUGCAUCUCAGUGAGCUGGGUAUUUCGAAUCGACUUAUGACUCACUCCCAGUCAUCUCAAGUAGCUACAUGCAACCCGUCGAUCACUGAGCUAGUUCAAAGGAAUCGAGGCGGGUUUGGUAACUUUUCGCAGGAGAAUGUCAAAUCUCUCCAGUCAGGUGGUUCAACCAUCUCUGCGAACGAUACACCAAAAGAUCCAAACGGCCAGAGAGAUGCAUCAUCUUGUUACUCGCAAGCCAGCCCAUCUUCAGGAACACUAUCGAUUGGAGGGUUGUCCCUCAAAAAGUUUACUAACAAAUCCAUUGAAUCCAAACCAGCAAUGCAAGAGAUAUCUAAACUCGGAAGCGAAGUUGUGAAUGUUCCGGCUCCCCGCAACACGCUUCUCAGCAGAUUUCAGGAACAUUGUGACUCUGGCAGCUCUGACUCGCCUCAGUUCCAAAACCAUGCCACCGGUCUAGUAUCACCACGCAAAGUCAGUGUUGGUUGGAUGUCUGGAGGCCGCCGAGUUGGUUACGGAUAUAGCGCAGUACCAGGCAAAGACGGGGGUUCUCCAAAAAAGGAUAAACAAAGUCAUCCACAGGUGUGUCAGGUGCCUGAUUUAAAAGCUGAUUUCACAACGGUCAAUGGGGUCUAUGAUUCACCUCCAAGCCAUCAUCGACUAGAAAAGAUCGCACGGUUGUCACCAUCCCCCAGCCAUCCACGGCCCCCUCUAUACAAUGCCCUCACUGGUCCCAGAUCUAUCAAGUCUACAAAAUCAAACGCUGUUCUACCUCACUUUCGGGAAAUCAUGAAUCGUUCCAGUCAUGAACAGAAUCCAAUUAUCAGUUCGACUGAAGACAGCUCAAGGGUUUUGUGCGCACCAGAAUUGACGCCUACGGUACAGACAGAGUAUUGUCAAGUCCCGCGAAGCUCUCAUUAUACCAACAAGGGAGCAGGCAGCGACACUAUUGCACGCCAGUGGGCCCGCAUGAGCCGAUCUGUAAAUACAAAACCUCGGACUCACACAUACAAGCCAGGACUCGAUGGAAUGACUUAUUCCGAAAUGCUACAAGAAGGUCUUUUUUCGGUUGAUCGCUCAGAUGAGACUGAGGCGGAAUACCUUGACGCAGAGAAUCAAGACGAUCAAGCUAAUGUUCCUCAACAUAAUAACUUCCGAGCUUCUCGAUGGGUGAACAAGUUCUCUAGGUACAGGGAGAGCAGGCGGCCGACCACACGCCAACAAGAACCUUCACAUUCCCAGUCUUCCUCUGGUGGUUAUCAGGAUUGUGAUUCAGCCAGUAUCAGUCUCAAACGAGAUACGUCUACGAGAGCCAACGCGACUGAUGAAUUGGAUGAUCUUGAAAUGCCGGGUUCCUUUGAAGGCAGUCGUUGGGCAAGCCGAAUAAGUCGGAUGCUGUGA